Rotaria sp. Silwood1 is the source of this 527-nucleotide messenger RNA. NCBI's taxonomy places the organism in Eukaryota, Metazoa, Rotifera, Eurotatoria, Philodinida, Philodinidae. The record is from the annotation of a GenBank genome assembly.
AUGAAUCGAAGUCCUAAAGUACCAAAACGCGGUACUAUUGAAUCUUUUUUCACUUCCCAAACAACGAAAAAGAAAAAAUGUGCUCUUCCCUUAAUUUCUAGUCAAUCAGAGAUCAAUCCAGCAGUUCAAACUCAAACUUCAUCUUCUAAAAGUGAACAAGAACGACAAGAGAAUAGUUUAUCAUCUUUUACGAACCAACCUCAACAACAACAACAAAAAUCUUUAGUUGAUGGUGAACAAGAACAAAAAGAAAAUCUUUUAUUAUCUUCUGUGAAUCAAAAGGAAGAAGAAAAAAUGAUUUCAUUGAUUAGUGAUGACGAAGAAGAACAAAUGUUAUCAACUGUGUCAGAAUUUACUGUGUCAGAAUUUACUGUGUCAUCAUCUUCAACAUCAAACUUACAGUUGUUAAAUGUUGGAGAUAUCAGUCGUUCAAGUGCUGAAAGGCCAACACAACCAAAGCUGAUUUCUUAUCCAAUCAAUAAAAAUAAACGUUGUUUUAAAAGUCAUUGGUUUUCACAAUUCGAUUG